GGGUUCGAAAAAAAAUAUUGACGUCCAAAAUAAUCAGACAGUAUUGUGAGUAUAGGACAUUAGGAUGAGAGGGAGUGGUGGGUAAAGACAUACCAAAAGAGAAAGACACAGUUUGAACGGAGCCAAAGUAGCACGCUUUCAAUAUUGAUAAACUGCCGUAUAUCAAAUAUCAGCCCUGAUAUUUGGCUACAGCUGAUCUUCAGUCAACCCCUGGUUUAGCUGAUAUGGCAGGUUACGUUCCAUAAAAAUAAAAGGGAAAUGUUCCUUUAACUUCCUAAGUGCAAGAAAGUGGAGAACGAUAAUCUGAUACACUGAGAAGAAGAUCACUGCUGCAGUUUUUAAAGAGGUGUGUCAGAUAUCUUUAACAUUUUUUAAGCUUAUCACCCUGCCUAUCAGUUGGACAUCUGAAGUUUAUGUAAUCUAGGUUGAACUGGUUUGCUAGUAACUUGAUUCCUCUCAUUGACAUGGACUGCUGCUUUUUGCUCUAAAUAUAGCACAGGAGAAAAGAGUUUUGGAUGACUGUCAUUCUUGAGCACAUGUGAUAACUGCUUCCUUUCAUAAUGUGAAAUAAACUUUAUGGAGUUACUUGUUCAGGAAAUGGAGGCUUUCCUUGUUUUUCUCCUUGGAAACUCACAUUGUGAUGCUCCCUUUGUAUUUAAAAGUCACUGUAUGCUUGAACUCCUGUGUUGUAUUUGUAACACAUAAUAAAGCAGUCGCAGCCACAGCUUUACACUGGCCAGUGAGGCAGAGCUGCUGCAGCUGUGCUCACAGGCAGUGACUGUAAGAGCUUUGAUAGAGAAAUGAGCAGUUCAUCAUACAAACUGUCUGAUCACCUCCUCUUUCUGGUAUACUUGCUGAGGUUUCCUGAACCUGUGGUAUGUUACAGCUCGACUGUAAGAAGAUAAUAAAUGUUUCUAUGGAUCAGGGGAUAUAAAUCAUAUUGCUGAGUAUGCAGAGAGGAAACUCCAAAGGAGCACAAGAAAAAAUUACCACAGUCUUCCCCUGGGUCACUGUCAGGCAGGAGGCCAGUAUUUCUUUUGGACUCCUCCAGACUUUGACAUAUUUGUGUGAUCGUUUCAGGCAUUAGACUCACCAAGUAGCUUCAUUUAUCACAGGGGCAACAUUUCUGUAGAUGAUGUAUCUCACCAAACAUAUAUCAUGAUCAUGAUGCUCUAUAUCAAUAAACGUAUUAUUAUUAUCAUAAUGAUUAUAAUCACACUCAGGUUUCAAAAAUGUAUUGGUUAAGAUAUAGGCUAGCUGACCGUCUGCUGACUAGUUGCUAUAAGAAUGAAACUGGCACAGGCCAAGGCCAUGUCCAUAAUUUCAUUAUUAUGUUUUUGUAGCAGACUCUAGACUUCCAGUAUUUGAGCUUGUAACAUGGGAGAAAAUGGUCAACAUGUGGUUACAAUAAAGAAAUCUUCUAUGAGAAAAAGAAAAUUACUGGAAUUUACUCGGCUGGUUCUCAACUGCACCAAGUCCUGACAACACAUCACACCAAGCCUCAUCCACCUCUGCUGACUCCCAAUAAAAUCCAGUUAUAAAUCACAACUUCUCACCUGCAAAUCCAUCCAUGUACCUCUCUGACCUUCUCCACUUGUACUCCUCAUCCCAGAACUUUAGGCCUUCAGACACCGACAUGAUGUCCAUCCCAAACACCAGACUUCAUACAUAUGGACACAGGGUCCAUCAGAUAGCCACUAUGUUUAAAAAACUACAAGAGUGCAACAGUCUUUAAUGAUCUACCACUUCCUAACACUCAGUAUAUUUAGGUCGAGCUAUCGUCAUAGCUUGAUCUAAUGUCUUUGUCUGAGUUCACAAGCACCAGGCAAAAAUCAAAAAGCCAAAGUAUGUCUGCCUUGCAACAUAUCCUUUUCAGCUCAUUGCCGCCAAUUGUCCUAUUUUCACUUGACCAAAACAAUUGACAAACAGGCAAAAGGCUAAUGGAUAGCAUGCACUAUGAUGAAAACACAGUCAACUUUACAGAUUUGUACUUUUCGUACCUAUGGUAGGACAGCUUUGUCCUUUUAAGUCUUGUUUUCUUCCUUUCCUCUUCUACAAUGCACUUACUCUAGUUCAAAGUCUACAAGUCUUGCAAGAACUAAAUAUACUUACAUUAUUUAUCCUGAACUCUGUCACUUUGCGAAAGAUUUUUCAAACAGUCUGAAUAAAAUAUACUAUAGAUGUAUCUCUUUUCAGAUUUCCAUAUUUUUUUGACUCUGCAGGUGAUUCCAGAUGACUUUACAACAGUUUCAACUCUAAAAUAGACCUAUUACACAUUGGGAGUAGUCAAUGGAGCCAAAUGAAAAGACUGCCACUAUUAUUCUGGAUCACAGAAAAUUACUCUCACAGUUGGCAAACAAACAUUCGGCUCAUUUUAAUUUGGGAAAGAAGAAAAACUGCCUACCAUAAUAACAGGGUCAAACACAUUGAGUAUUUAGGUUGGACUUUGUUUGUUUGGUGUCAUAUUAUUGCAGACUGGGCCUCAUGAGGGACCUAUUUUUGGCGCGAAACUGAAAUGAGGGACAUUAACUUUUACACACGUACAUACCUGUAGACUCCACACUUCUCCGUACAGCCACACUGCCAUGGUGGGGGCAUGUUAGUCCACGCAGGACCACUGUUGUGCUUUUGGAGCAGCUCUGUAGUGUCAGAAGCUUUCAUGUUUUAAGACAAAACUACUGUCCCGCUCCAUAACUCCAGAUAUCAGACCCAUUAUGUCUCCACAGCGGGCUCAGUUUGAGCGUCAGCUUGCUACGUGGCGCCUCAAUCCUCUCAAGUUACCGACAUGCGCAAGACCAAUGGGAGGAGCCGUUUUAGUGGAGGAGGCCGGGCCUUGUCUGAAACGCACACUCUGAUUGGCUGUACGUAAGGCGGCAGAAAAUUCCUGUUUGGUUGCAUCCCUUUCUCAGGGAAAGGGGGACAGAAUUACCAAAUUUGUGUAUGUGAGGAGUGUAUACUCAGUCAGGAGACCUCAGGUGCUCUUUUACAGAUUUUACCACUGGAUGUAGCUGCAACACAGAGCAGCAGAGGAGAGAAAGUGGAGGUUAGUGUCCAGUUAGAGCGGUAAAAGAGGCUUUAUAGUGUCGCCUGUUGUUUCAUUGUAGAUCCACAGGCCUGUCUGGAGACAACUGUUGUGGUCUCAUCUCUAUCAUCCCUCACUGAUGGACGUCCACGGCUUCUUCGUGUGUGCCGUGCUCCUGUGCGCUGCUGCCGUGCAAAGCAAGCCCACGUUAAGGAAAGACCGGGUCCAUCAUGAGCCAGAGCUGAGCAGACAGGGCCACGAAGACAAUAAGAGCUACCAGUACGACCAUGAGGCCUUUCUGGGCAAGGAGGAAGCCAGGACAUUUGAUCAGCUCACACCAGAAGAGAGCAAAGAUAGACUAAGGUAAGAGCAGACCUCUAUUAACUCCCUAACAUGAGCUGAUUUCUCUCAUAUCUGUGAAAAAGCAUUGGUGUUAUUGUCACAUGUUGCAGCAUGGGGUGAAUCACGCACACUCACUCCUUUGCUCCUGGAGUCUGAUGCGUGUAAUUGUGCAGGCUGAGCGCAUUAAAAUUUAACAAAUGCCUGAGAAAGACGUGCAUGCCAGCAAAGUACAAGGCCGGGUAAAAGUGGGGUGCAUUACUCCUGUUCGCACACACUCAUAUAGAGCUAAUUGCCCAGCCGAAAUCUUAAUUAUACAUCGUCAUUAAAGUAGCAUUUGGAGGCGAUGGGGUUAGAGUCAAAGUCGUGUGGGAACAGAUAGAUGUCCUGUCACUUUCUGCUGAGAGGAGACGUCAUGUGCUACGUGGUUCUGUUUGGAUGACAAGUUGGCACCAUGUAAGACAAGAAGGAAACCUCUUUCCUGUGAUGGUGCUGAGAGUGGGAGGGACCCCUAACAUCACAACGUGGCAACCCUGCUCUCAGAAUACACCACAGCUACACACACAUCCUGCAUUUUUCUGUAAAUGGGUUUGCUUGCUCCUCCUACUUAAGUAUUCUCAUUGAAAUUACAUUCCCUUGGGCUGAAAACACGAUUUUAUCUCCACCCUGCUGAUAAUAAGUGUUCAAGCAUAUUUCGAACUCUUAUAAUAGGGGAGAGUGGGGUAAGAUGAGCCAUUUUUCAUAUUUUAGAUCACUACAUCAAGGCAAUCAUAUUUUUGUCUCUAACUAGUGUAUCUGCAUAUAUUUCAAGAUGUUGUGCAUCCCUGCAAACCAAUAGAAUGAGUGUGAACAUAACUGUCUUGAUAAUAUAGCAUGUCAAAAAAAGUGGUCUCCUAUGGUCAACUUACCCUAUGUAUGUGGUAAGUUGAGCCAUAUCCCUACUAUCCCAGCCCUCCCUCAGCUUCUCUCUACCUAAAUAACAGUCAUUUCUUCACGUUCAUGUGUAUUUUUAUCUAUCAUACACUAUUCAACUGGUACAAUCAUUCUUUUUAUUAUUGUUGCAUGUAACUGCUAAAAAGCUGUUUUGUAAAAAGCCAUACUAACAUGAGAAUGCCUUUAAGUGAUUCAGAAUAUUCACAGCUGUAUUUUUGAAAAGAAAAGGUAACACAUUUCAACAAUCUGGCUCAACUUACCCCAGAACUACUAUUAUGACUUUAUUAGUCCUCUAAGCUAAAAUGGUGGACUUUUUGUUGGUUUUUGACCUCAUGUUGUAGCUCAUAGAUACCACAACUGAUGUAUAAAACAAAUUUAAAAUGAUCUUUUUUGGUCUGAACACAAUUCUAAUGAAACUUAUGACAGACUAAAUUCACUUUCAAGAGUGAAAAGUGUUUUUUUUGUAAAUAAAUGUCUAACCCCUUCACUCAUGUGCUUCUAACCUUCACAGACUCCAUGAACUGAUGCCCAUCUCCUAAAUAUUUGGUCACAUGAUCAAUUUCUUUUACCAUUUCCAAGCAACAGGGUGUGGCUCAACUUACCCUUUGGCUCAAUGUACCCCACUCUCCCAUAGAUAUUUCUUAUCUUCUUUGAAUACAAAAAGUGCAAAUUCUAACAAUUCUGUUCCCCUGUCUUUCUCUUUCCUUGUAGUAAAAUAGUGGACCGGAUAGACAGUGAUACUGAUGGUUUCAUCACCACAGCAGAACUCAAGGCCUGGAUAAAACGUGUCCAGAAGCGUUACGUAUAUGAGAAUGUGGCGAAGGUGUGGACAGAUUACGACUUGAACAAAGACAGCAAGAUUUCAUGGGAUGAGUACAAGCAAGCUACAUAUGGAUACUACCUUGGUAUGUGUGUUUCUAACAUAAUGUGCCAUAAUUAUUUAAAUAAACAAAGUACUGAAGUGUAACAAGGUUUCAAAUGCCCCACUUAGCAAACCCGGAGGAGUUUGAGGAUGCAACAGACCAGUUCAGCUUCAAGAAGAUGCUCCCUCGUGACGAGAGGAGGUUUAAAACCGCUGAUGUGGAUGGGGACCUUGUAGCAGACAGAGAAGAGUUCACAUCCUUUCUCCACCCAGAGGAGUUUGAGCACAUGAGGGAUAUUGUGGUUCUGGUAAGCCCUCUGUAAUCACAUGGUCAUUAAGUAUGAUUAGAAAGAGGCAGAGCUGUGAAGCAAGUCUACUUUCUCAUGAAGUUUGUUCAAGGAGGGAACACAAACACAUCUGAAAAUUAGAGUUAAGUCCUCUGUUUCACCACUAAGAAAUAUGAUUAAUCAAAAGGAAAUCUCUGACUUCUGUUUCAUCAAUCUGACACAACAAGAAAUAGCUCAGAUGAAUUUUUAACUUGGGCAGGAAAUCAUUGAGUUUCAGUAUUUUUUGGAACAGGUCCAGUGGGAUGGGACCGACUGUCCCAUUUAAAACUCAAUCUUUAAAUAUAAAUUUGGCUUCAUGGAACAGUUGCGUGGCAAAUGUUAGCAGUGAUGCACUACGCCGCUCUGUUCAUAAAAGUUGUACUACCCAUUUGACAAAGUUAAUUAUUAAUCCUUCAUUUUUAUGAUGUCACUGGAUGUAACCAAAGACCUGUUCAGCCAGGGGUCCUCAGCGGUUGUGGUGAAUGUGGCUUGGGUUUAAUCAGAGGCCAUUUUCUCAAAUUAUUGAGAGGUAAGCCCUCUUUUUAUUCCAGGUCUUUCACACAUCCAUGCAGCACUGACCCAUUCAUGGCAUAAGAAAUCACGUGAGGACAAAUGGCAUAAAAACAGAGGUACUUUGCAAUGCUUUAUGCUGCAUUAUGCCUCAUAUAUUUAUUCUGAUAAGCAACUAGACCCCAUCUCAGUCAAAUUUUUACUCUUUUGAAACAUAGUUCUUCCUUUGCAAACAUAUUUAAACAAAACCCGAUCGCCACACAAUUUUUUUGUAAGUUGGUGGGACACCUCUUUCCAGAUUCUCUCAGUUAACACCUCAGCACAGUUGUUUUCCAUGGCAUAUGGCACCAUGUCUUUUCAACUAUUUCAUGGGUUGAUUGAAUGUCUGAGUUUUAUAGAAAGGUUAUUUAGAUGGACAAAAUAUCUUUCGCUUUUGAGGUAAACAAUAAAGAAGUCUCUGGACUUGUGGCUUAUUUGUCGGCCAUAUAUUUGCUUAGAUGCUGUUUAUUGUUGAAAUUCUGGUUUUAUAAAGCUGGAUUCAAACCUGCAAAGUGCAAAGAGAGCUAAUUACAUCAGUAAAAGAUUUAAAAUAUGGAAAAUCCACCGUACUUGACUCAAAAUCCAGUGCUACUGUGUAGUAUUAUUUGCAAGAGGUUGUUAGAUAAUCUACAGUACAUCAUCAUAACAGAAAUACACCAAAUGUGGUGACGACCAUGAGCAUUUUCAUACAGUAGAAAUAAACCCUCUUAUUAUUCCAUGCAUUAUCCUUCCCAUUAUACAGUGACUCAGUAAAGAAAUCAAUAAUUUGCUGCAAAAUUAAAAGAUUUACUUAAAGGCAUUUUUAAUACGUCUGCUAAUAAUAAGGAAACUGUUUUUCACCUUAUUAGUUUACUAUACAGAAAUGACAGACCAUUAAAGACCUAAAUUUGCCUUUAUUACACUUAAAAGAAUCAUUUUUGAACAAAACUUUUCUAUGUGCACUCAUGAAUAGAAGAGUGUAACUGUGAUUUGCCUCUUGACUCACGGCUUUUGAAUGUACAGGACCUCUACCGCACUCCCAAGUUACAAAGGUCUAUAGUUGUCUGUAGGUUUUAUAUUUUUAAUGAAUAUUUCUUCUUGCCAACACGCAACUUUAAGUGGGUAUAGACACAGGAUAAAUGCUCCUCUGUACUAUUAGUCAGCUAAUAGAUGAAAGAAGCUACAUGGUUAUUAAUCAUUCAGCAGUGAGGGGCUCUCACCUGCAGGAGAGGAUGCAUGCAGUGAUUUGAAUCUGUGUAGUUGCAUGCAUGUGAUAUGACCCAGAUGCAUUUCACUUACUGUACAUGUAUGUGUGUGGUUGUUAACUAAUGAUCAACUCACACGACAAGCCAUGUAGUGACCAUUUAGUCAUAUUCACACUCUGUCAAACCCAGGACGUGAAAAGCUUCACGUAGAAGGAGCUUAAAUCAUCCUGUAGAUGUGGAAGCUUUGGCUCUCAUCUGAAGGGACUCCUUUAAUGUGUGUGUGUCGGUCUGCCAGCCUAACUGUAAGCUGACCCUCAUACGUUCGCUCAUCCUGCCUGGGGCCAAUAGUUUCUCUUUUAUUACUCAGAGGGAAAGUUCAGUAUUGUUGACUGCUGUGUCUCCCUUUAAUGACAUCAUAAACUCAUUGUGAUGACAGGAAACCCUGGAGGACAUUGACAAGAAUGGGGAUGGGCAUGUGGAUGAAGAUGAGUAUAUUGGUAAGUGAAAGCAACUUAUUUAAAGUAAUUAAAUCAAAUUAGAUGAUCUUUUGAAACAAAUGAAUUCAAUCAGCGAUAGUAGCAAAAGAUAACAGCAGCGUUAGAGAUUCCUGCUGGCUUGAUAAUGUGUUACUCAAGAUUGAGAUAUCGAUGCGUUGCUUCACAUUUCAGCAACACCCUGUACUUAUCCUCACCCUGCUUGAAAACUGUUUCACUUGCGUUCAGCCUGAUGCAGACUGUUUAGUUUGUACUCUUUUCUGAAUAGAAAAAAACCUCUCCUAGUUGCACCCUGGUGACAGAGCUCUACAAAUAAUUAUAACUAAUUCAUUACUUUUGAGUGUGUUUGAAGUAGCAAAGCUCGUUAAAAAUAAAAACAUGCAGUAGUUGUAGAGUAUUGUCAAAGACACAAAUAAUGGUGAAAUAAUUAGAAACUCUCUGAUUACUUAAAUCCAGCAGAGACUGGGGAUGGCCCCUACCCUAGAUCUUUCUCUGUUUUCUUAGCAUUUGCAGGAGCUUCAAAUUUGUCUUGAGCUCUUGGAAGUUAGACUGAAAAACUAGAUCUUGUACUUUUCUUUGCUUCCCCUCUGCUUUUCCAGCUCAUUGUUUCUGUAUUUUUGUGUUGACCUGAUAAUAAGUCAAAGUUGAAAUAGUCGCCCCCAUUGAGAGGAAAAUCAAGCAAAACUAUCUAAGAGUUUACUUGUUCCUACACUGCAAGCCUCAAUUUCCAAUGGCAGGUUUUUAAUAUCGCACCUUAUUCAUUUCCGCCUUUCAGCUGACAUGUUUGCUCAUGAGGACGGGGGUCCGGAACCAGAGUGGGUCAAGACUGAGAGGGAACAGUUCUCUGAUUUCAGAGACUUGAACAAAGAUGGGAAGAUGGACCAGGAGGAGAUCCGCCACUGGAUUAUGCCGCAAGACUAUGACCACGCCCAGGCCGAGGCCAGACAUCUGGUGUACGAGUCUGACCAGGACAAGGUACUGAAUCAUGAACAACAAGUACAGCUAUGAGACCUUGUUAACAUUAUAAUGAUAGAUCUUGAGGUCAUUUUGUGAACUUUUAAUCUUUAUUUUUUCCUCUUACCUUUUAAAUUUUUCUCGAAGCAAGCUGUUUUAUUGCAAUGUCUCUCUCUCUCUCCACCUGUUCCUCUUGUUUUUGUUUUUUGAGAUAUGCUUUUAGAUUUUUUGGCAAAGAUAGAGAUAUCAUCAGGCGGAACUGUAUUUGUGAGUAGACAGCUUUAUAAACAGUUUAUUUCUAUUGCUUUCCCCUCUCAGGAUCAGAUGCUGACUAAAGAGGAGAUCCUUGAAAACUGGAACAUGUUUGUGGGAAGUCAGGCCACCAACUACGGAGAGGACCUCACCAAGAACCACGACGAGCUCUGAGGUCUGAGGUCUGGGUGCUCUCCAGAUGUGUGUGUGUGUUUGUGUGUGUUUGUGUGUGUUUGUGUGUGUGUGUGUGUGUGUGUGUGUGUGUGUGUGUGUGUGUGUGUGUGUGUGUGAGGAGGACUAUUGAACAACUCCGUCUGAAAAGACAGAUGUACUUCUUCACCACUCCACCCUCUCCUUAUGAAAAUGGGACAGAUGUUACUGUUUGGGAUUGUGUGAACAAACACUGUAGAGAACAAACCAGAGGAUGGAGGAUCGUCUGUUGACCAUUAACCCUACGGGUCCACCUGGGUUCUGUUUCUGACAUUCAGGAGCAAAUCAGGCCAAGUGGACUCAACUUUCCAUCCAUGGUGCCUUCCCGCCGCGUCGCCGGCUCUGCUGCCUCAGAUCUGUGUACAUAGUCUUCAAUAAAAUGAAGCUGAAUGCUGAGCUUUAUGUGGAUAUCCAGAGACAGGACCAGAUUUUAAUAGUGAUCUUAAUGUGAAACAGCGCAGAAAGAACAUUUUAUUCUGAUUUUAUUUAUUUAUCAAGUAUCCUUUGAACUUUGAGAUGAAUUCAUGUAAAAUUAGAUUGUUGUUCUUUAAACAGACACAAGCAAUGGUUCUUUGUUUACAGGUUAUCUUGCCAAAUGAUUUUAAUGUAUUUUUGUUCAACUUUUGUUAGUUAAGUGCUUUAAAAACAAACUGUUUAUUAAAAGAUGUUAAAUGGCAUGGUUUUUGCACGCCUUGGUUUUUUUUGUGCCUGUGAACUUUUUGUUCUUGUUACUUAGUUUGACAUGUAUUUAUUGGUUUACAUGAGAGUUAGCUCCAUCCUUGAUUUUUGUUGACCAUAGCUAAUGUUUUGUUUGAGCUUUACUGAUUAUGACUUUAUUGUUUAAUCUAGUCUUUAUGAAUACUUUAUGGGUUUAAUACAUAGGAUUAAACAAUUUUUUUUUCUUUUUGGUCAACUCUCAAAUGAGGGUUUCUCUGGUAUUGCAUGUACUGACUGAUUUCCACUGCAUUUGACAUUGUAUAUAACAGCUUGGUGUAUCUCUACAUGAAAAAUAAUCCUUGUUUUUCCAGAAUUUUACCCCCUUUUGAUUUUAUUCUGUUACACAUGGGCACAAAUGCAUCAAGAUGUUUCUAUUUCAACACUACAGAUGCUCAUGAACUGUCUCAAAAAAAUAAAGGUUUGUGUAUUUUGUUGAACUCCGAAGUAUCAUUAUUAAACAUUUAGAGCUGUUGUGUGCUUCUCCAAAA
Molecule: messenger RNA, 10330 nt
Organism: Xyrichtys novacula (pearly razorfish)
Lineage: Eukaryota; Metazoa; Chordata; Actinopteri; Labriformes; Labridae
Source: the annotation of a GenBank genome assembly